GUAGCCCGUCUUCUGUCGCAAAGCAUGUCUGGAUCAAUCUGUCUGCGGUGCCUGGCCAGGCCGGCAGCAGGCGCACUAGAGCAGAGCUCACUACGAAUCAGCGCACAAGCAACAGCCGCAUUCUCGACCAGCGCCGCGCUGGAAGCCAACUCUGCCGUCAAGAAGAAGAGCGUCUCGGUCGUCAAGCCCGGCCGUGGAGCCAACGCCUCGUUUAGCAAGGCCCAAGGAAAAAUCCGCAAGGGACAGCCUGGAGGACGAACGGGCAAGCCGCCGGGCGAGGGCGAGCGCAAGGCCAUGCGCAAGAGAGUCGUCCUGUCCAACACCAACGCCGUCGAGGUACAGGGUCUCGACAACUUCUCUGCCACCAACAUUUACGAUGCUGCCAUCGAGGGGCAGGUCAUGGGGCUGAGCAACGAAGUCAUUGAUGCUCUGCGCGCGACCGAGGCCUUCAAGCCUACCCAAGGAUGGAGCCUCUUCCGAAGACCGGCUACUCUGGUGCGCAAGGAGACGGCCGAGCUUGCUGGAUUGAUGAAGGAUGUCGAGGCCAACAAGACUUCGGUGCGUCGUGUCAUAUACGGAGAGCGUGGCUCGGGAAAGAGUGUUUUGGCUCUGCAGGCCAAAGCCAUGGCUCUGCUCAAGGGCUGGAUUGUCGUACACAUCCCCGAAGAGCUCAUCCUCGGAAACUCAUCCUACGCACCCUCCUCCGAGCCAGGCAUCUACAACCAACCCCACUUCACCGCCGCCCUACUCGGCCAAAUCGCAAAAGCAAACCACACCGUCCUCUCCAAACUGCGCCUCUCCCAACAACACGAGCUCUCCAUCCCCGUGCAAUCAAACAUCUCACUCGACCGAUUCGCCAUGAUGGGCGCCCAAGACCCGGAAAUCGCCUGCGAAAUCUACAAUGCACUGUGGACUGAGUUGACGGCUGCUUCACAAGAAGGAGAAGGCCUUGCCCGUCCUCCAGUGGUGUUUACCGUCGACUCCAUCGCACACGUCAUGCGCGACUCGGCAUACAUGGAUCCCGAAGUCCAGCCCAUCCACGCCCACGACCUGGCAAUCGUGAACCACUUUUUCAAGUUGCUGUCGGGCAAGCAAGCCCUUGCCAACGGUGGCAUGGUCUUCGCCACGGACUCGGGCAGCAACAGACCCACAAUCCCCGGUUUCGACCACGCAAUCGCUCGCAACGCCGCUCUCGCACAAAAGAAACAGGCUCCACAGUGGGACUCUUGGGUCAAGGUUGACCAGCGAACCAUUGACGUCCUCAAUGGCGUCGAUGUCUGGCACAUCAAGGGAUUGACCAGAGAAGAGGCCCGCAGCAUCAUGGAGUACUACGCCAAGAGCGGUAUGUUGCGUCAAACCGUCAACGACAACUUGGUCGCGGAGAAGUGGACAUUGAGUGGUGGCGGCAUCAUUGGCGAGCUCGAGAAGGGCACUGUCAAGACUCGCAUCUAA
Aureobasidium uvarum is the source of this 1452-nucleotide messenger RNA. The record is from the annotation of a GenBank genome assembly. NCBI's taxonomy places the organism in Eukaryota, Fungi, Ascomycota, Dothideomycetes, Dothideales, Saccotheciaceae.